CUUCAUUUCCAUUUCCAUUUCCAUUUGUGCUUGCAUCUUUAUUCUCUUUUAUAACAUCCUCUUCUUUACCUACUGCCCUAUCCACAACCGUGACACAUUAGUCUACAACAAUACCAAGUAUUAAUUCGAUCGACAUGCACCAUGGUGCGCUCCACGGCUGCGAACAUCGAGAGGGCAACACUCAAAAAGGCAGCUGUCAGUACAGUCCCGUCCUGGGCAAAAGCGAAGGCGUAUCAAUGGAGCAUAGUUGAAAGUGAUGAGGACUCUACGCGACAUGUCUCGGAGGCAUCCUCCAGUACCAUCAUCGGAUCUUCUAUGGCAAAGCACUCUUCAACAACCUCUCUACCUCAUACCAUAAACUCUACAGCCACAGGCACCUCGACUUCUCAGUCAUGGUCUAUCUUCACAACCAUGAGCAAUGUGUCUACUGUUUCAGAAUGCCUAUCAAAGUUCAAUCAUCCAGUCUACAAAACUGCCCCUGCCCCUACACUUGAGCCGAUACAGGGUUCAUACCAUUCGUUAGACCAAAAGUCGCAUCAUAGACAAGCUCUGGAAGGGGUCCAAGAUAAACGCGACUGCACUUGUACUUGUCCCCAGCAUGAAUACUCAUCUCAUCAUCAGCCACGCCGUACGCGGUUAUCUACGAGAUCCAAGAAACGACAGCAGAAAUAUUCAUUAGAGUUGGCACGAGGAUAUCCAACAGGAGAGUGUAUCUCUUCUUCAGGGCCACCCCCAGUGACGAUUUGGGACGAAAAGGAUCCUGCUGAUGUACUUUUUCAGGGACGACGUCUAAGCAUCAGUACCAAUACUGCUUUCAAUAUCGAGGCGUUCAAGAUGUUCCUCACCUCGCCACUUUUCUCUAGCAUUCUUAAGAGCUUAAUUGUUCUGGCUGCAACGUUACUUGUUAUCAUUUCCAUCCAUGCCAUUAUAGCCCUUCACAGGGAUCUGACAUUUGAAAAGGAUGCAAACCCAUUUUCGAACGCAACGGCAUCGCUUAUCAUCACUAUCAUUCUGUCAGUCUUCACUAUAGUAUACUCAUGUUUCACGAUCUUCUUGGAUUCUAGGAGACCUCCAGAGGGCCUUGAUUCGUCUAAUUCAAAACCGCUAACCGUCAUUUUUUCUGAGAUCCUAAUGUCCAUAUUCUGGGCUCAGGUAUUGAGUGUCACCAUCUACAUUUAUACAUGGACAUUCGGAUGCACAAUGGCGGGGAAAAGACAGCUCGAGCGUGUUUGGCACCAGAAUCAGUCGUUUCCCGAUCAUGUAGUAGAGAGACUAUGUCGCCAUGAAGGGGCUAUGCUGGGGCUUGAGAUAUUCCUAGUUAUGUUGCUGAUCUUCAACUUUUAUACCCACUUGGCACAGAAUUUUCAGUUUAUUCGUGCUGUCUCUAGAUGAGAAAAUAAAAUCAC
Molecule: messenger RNA, 1406 nt
Organism: Lobosporangium transversale
Lineage: Eukaryota; Fungi; Mortierellomycota; Mortierellomycetes; Mortierellales; Mortierellaceae
Exons: 2
Coding region: 142-1392 (416 amino acids)
Source: RefSeq, a predicted model, not a curated record